Molecule: messenger RNA, 1011 nt
Organism: Penicillium canariense
Lineage: Eukaryota; Fungi; Ascomycota; Eurotiomycetes; Eurotiales; Aspergillaceae
Product: MCP1 family protein
Exons: 2
Coding region: 1-1011 (336 amino acids)
Biological process (GO): lipid homeostasis; mitochondrion organization
Cellular component (GO): mitochondrial outer membrane
Source: RefSeq, a predicted model, not a curated record
AUGCAGUCCGCCCUGGACUCCAAAUCCCAGGACUUCGACGCCAAGUCUAUCCUAUCCAUGCAGGAGCUGGAGCCGUCGCCCGUCGACGACUCGCUCUCAACGCCCGACCUCGAGACGCUGGAGAGCGGCGAGUACUUCCCUAAGCCGGUGGAAGACAAGCCAGCGCGCACCUGCGGGUUUACUGCGCCGAGUUUAGGGCUCCGCGCGCACCGGUGGGAUGCAUUGUUAUCAGGCAUCCAGAGAUACUCCACAUACCCGCCAACUGCUUUCUUCAUCCUGCACUUCGCCAAUACCUCGCUCAUCCCGCUGAUCACCCGCUCCGUCCCCGCCAGCGAGCCCUACCUCCUGCUCACGCGACCAGUCUACCAAGCCCCCGGGCUGGAACACCUCGUUCUCACUGUCCCGAUCCUCGCGCACAUCAUCUCCGGCAUCGCGCUGCGGAAUAUCCGCGGCUCGCGCCGCGCCCGCCUCUACGGCGCUGAGACACGAGCCCAGCGCGACCUGCUCUCCUUCUGGCCGAAGGUCUCGCUCCAGGCGAAAACAGGCUAUUUUCUGGCACCCUUAAUCGGGGUCCACGCGCUGAUUAACCGUGUUACGCCGUUGAGGGUCGAGGGCGGUAGUUCCGGUGUGGGAUUGGGGUAUGUUGCACAUGGCAUCGCGCGCAGUCCUGUGUUCUGGAAUAUUUUCUAUCUGCUGUUUGUCACGGCCAGCGUGUGGCAUUUUGUUGGCGGAUGGGCUACUUGGAUGGGGUGGAGGGUUACCACUGCCCGCAAGGAGCGCAGUGCUAAGGGCUCGCUUGAGGGCUAUUUGGGCCAUGCCGAGAACCAGGACCGCGCCAAGCGCCAGCGCAAGAUGUGGUGGAUGGUGAAUGGGAUCGCGGCUGUGGGUGCGGCCCUCUGGCUUGCAGGGGCUUUGGGUAUUGUUGGCCGUGCUGGGGAGGGUUCGGGCUGGGAAGCUCAGGGGUGGAAUGAGAUGUAUAGCCAAGUACCGGUCAUUGGGGAUUGGUUAUAA